AUGGCGUCCGCCGAGUUGGCGACUGGAAGAGCCAAGAAGCUGAUUGAACGCUUCAAGAACACCAUUGAGGGGAAGUGUGUCAUCGGCAACAAUCAGGAUGCCACUCACUUUCUGGAGGCCACUGACAUCCUAUGCCGAUGCAAAACGCCGGUCUUCUACGUGGAGUCGAUCAUUUCUAGCGCGAAAGGAAUCGAGACUCUGGGCAGCGUUGUUCGCAGUGACCUGUCCGAAGACUUCAUCUCAUCCGUUAUGACCACGCUACUGAAACAUCUUUCGAGCUCCGCGGUAAAAGCUAUCAACAGCGGGCAGUUUCUUCGACGAAUAUUGAUUGCGGUUCUGUGCCCCCCCACCUUCUGGUCAGCUGCUUUCCAAUACUACCAGAGUCCUGGCUUUGGUGUGGGUGCAAGUGAGACCUUUGCUUGGCUAUGCUUGGAGAUUGUUUCAAUGAAGACGCCCGACCUCAACACGCAGUAUAGCGACAUUACGGCCUUGAUGGAUAAAAAGUCUCUUAUCAAAGCAUCUUCGCAUCCGGUCAGGCAACUAGCAUAUAGAAUCGAAAAGAUCCUCAAAUUGCACUCGAUUGCGGACGUUGUAAACACUGGCCAUAGCCCUGGCGGCCGUCACGACAAUGACUUCCUGGAUUUCCGCGCAAUCUCCAUCUAUCCGACUGCAGAUGAAGUUCUUUCUGUGGCUGAACCAUUUCUGCAACAGUCGGACGAUGUGUUUGAUAGUCCACGCGAGUCUCGGGCAGCAACGUACCUCUCAUGGCUGUUUCGCCUGCUGAGAGAAGACAUGCUUGCAGAUAUGAGAGAAUAUCUGGCCGUCGCAUGGGGUCAAAAGAAAGGACGACGCAUACCCUUGCAACUUGGUGGAUUGCGCCUUGCAGGAUUCAAUAAUGUUAGCGACAAGCACGUUGAUCCCCUGGCCCUGAGGUUGCAAUGUGAGGUUGGGAUCGUAUUCCCUCCCUCAUGCAGCAAAGAAAACCGCAAGGAUUUCCUGGAGAGCUCCAAAUCGUUCAUGAAACACAACUCCAUGGGUGCACUGUGCCGUAACAAUGAGAUCAUCGCUUUCGGCUGUCUAAUUCGAGACGUCGAUUUGCUGCUCAAAAAGCCUCCCAUUGUCGUCAUCAGGUUCAUCAACGCGGAUGCAUUGAAGAAGUCAGUGGAAGCACUGCUACAUAACUCGAGAGGUGAACUCCAAUUUUAUGUAGUCGAUACGGCUACCUUUGCCUAUGAGCCUAUACUGCAGCGGUUAAAGGACAUUCACGAGCUUCCGCUUGAGGACAUGAUACUGGAGCCGAAAUCGGCUACAAGCCGAUAUCAGCCACCACCGAACGUGUCGUUAUUAUUGGGGCAACUCCGAGCAGCACUUGAAAAGGCAGAAGAAGUCGACCUAUCCCCCGUUAUGGAAAUCAGCGGGUCUAUACGUAUAUCCGGUGCGCAGCUGGAAUCUCUGAUCAACGGCCUGGAAAACUGUGUUGGCCAGAUACAAGGUCCGCCAGGUACGGGGAAGUCAUUUAUUGGUGCUCUGAUAUCAAGAAUCAUGCUCAGGCUUACCAACUAUCGGAUUUUGGUGCUGAGCUAUACAAACCAUGCGCUAGACCAGUUUCUUGAGGACCUACAAGACUUCGGGGUACCGGAAGGCGACAUGGUACGGAUUGGUGCCAAAUCAACAAGAAGGACUGAAUCUCUUCGACUUCAAAAUCUCUUCAAAAUGCCCAUGUUCCGGUUCUCUCGGGCAAUUGACACCACAAUCCGACAAUAUAAAUCAGAGCUCUCCAAUAUUAACGACAAGCUCGCUGAUGUAGGAGCAAAACUCGCAGCCGCCUGCGUUGCUGCAGAUGAUAUACUUACUAUGUUGGAGUUUUCUGAAGAUUGGACAUCUUUUUGGGCCGCAUUUCAAGUUCCAAAACUGGAUGAUGGCUUUGAGAUAUUCGGCAAAAAUAACAAACCAAUGCAAGCAAAUGAGCUUCUAGAGCUUUGGUUACGGGGCAAAAAUUCGGGCACUCUCGACGCUGUGCUAGCUUCCAUGGAUCCAAAGCUUCGCCCGCUUUGGAAGCUUCCCAGGAAUUUGCGAGAGGGGCUUUUCGAUCAGUGGUGCUCCAAAGUUCGCCAUGACCAGACGCAGGAGUUUGUUGACCUUGCAGAAAUGUCGAACAAUAUUCAGCGAGAGAUUGACAGUCUGUACAACGAAUCCAAGCGAAAAGUGCUCCAGAGUAAACGGGUCAUUGCUUGUACCACAACCGCGGCUGCCAUGUACCAUUCUAUCAUCGAAUCAGCACAGCCCGACAUGGUCUUGGUCGAAGAAGCAGGGGAGAUAUUAGAAGCACACAUCAUUACUGCGCUCAGCUCAUCCGUCAAGCAGCUCGUGCUCAUUGGCGACCAUAAGCAGCUGCGCCCCAAAGUUAUGAACUACAGUCUCACAGUCGAAAAGGGCGAAGGAUUCAACCUCAACAUGUCCCUAUUUGAGAGGCUAAUACACCAAGGCCACUCUUACACCACACUUCAGGAGCAGCAUCGCAGCCAUCCCAAGAUUUCCCACUUUGUUCGCCGCUUGGCUUAUGAACAUCUUGAAGAUCAUCCAAAAACCCUAGAGCGCGACACAAUCAGGGGUCUGAAGGGGAGAGUUAUUUUUGUUCACCAUGAGCACCAAGAGGAGACUCUUGCGGAUGUGGUCGACCUGGUCCGGUAUCUCAGCCAGCAAGGAUACAAGUCAAAGGACAUGGUAGUCCUUACGCCGUACAUGGGUCAGCUAUCAUUGUUGAGAAAGAAACUCAGUCGUGAUCAUGAUCCCUGGCUAAGUGAUAUGGACUCAUACGAAUUGGCUCGUGCCGGCCUCAUGACAGAAGCCGCUGCCAAAUUGAACAAACAGCAGCUUCGGCUGUCCACCAUUGACAAUUACCAAGGGGAGGAGAGCGACAUCGUCAUCGCGUCUUUAACCAGAAGCAAUGCAUCUGGAGAUAUCGGGUUCAUGUGCGCACCCGAGCGGCUGGUGGUCCUCAUGUCCCGAGCGAAAAGCUGCAUCGUGCUUUUUGGCAAUAUGCACACAUUUAUAAAGAGCAAAAAGGGCGGCGAAUUAUGGCAAGGCUUCUUUCAGGCCUUGAGUGAGCAGGACUGCCUAUUUGAUGGUGUUCCUGUAUACUGCGAGCGACACCCAGGUCGAGAGGCACUCCUGAAAUCGGCAGAGGAUUUCCAUCGGAAUUGUCCCGAUGGGGGGUGUGCAGAGCCGUGGGGUCACAAGUUGAACAUCGUCUGCUCAUCAAAAAUGCUGGGCUGCAAGUCAUGCGCUCGCGAGGACGAGGAAACUCGCCGGCGUGCUGCAAAAGACUUGGAAUUAGAGGCCUUGAGACAAGAAAAACAAGAAGCAUAUGCUAGUGAGCUUCAAAAAAUUGAUGACGAGAUUGACCACUACGAGCGCGUCCUGACUUACAAGAAAGAAGAAGAGGCACAACAGGCUCAGCUGAAAAGAAAGGAGGCCAAGCUCAAUCACUUAAAGAAAGCCAAAGAAAGGCGAGACGCAAUUGAAAGACCCCGCAGGGAAAAGGACGUCAAGACAGGGCCUGGGGCAGAAAGCAGAAAGAGCUCCGCGCCCAAAUUCGAGAGCAAAGCACAACAAGAGUGGGAAAUGAUGAAGGAUCUCGGUGAGCCUGGUAACAAGGCACUCGACAACCUCAUGGGGCUUAUAGGCCUCGAGGCAAUCAAGGAAGAGUUCUUGGCUGUUAAGUCCAACAUUGAUACUAAAAUCCGGCAAGGGCUACCGUUAUCAGAAGAGAGGCUGAGCUGCUCAUUAUUGGGCAAUCCGGGAACAGGCAAAACAACGGUCGCUCGUUUGUGGGCAGAAUUCCUUGCAAGUACAGGCGCUCUCCCUGGCAAUGGCUUCACGGAAACCUCUGGGUCAAAGCUGGCCAAUAUAGGCGUCUCUGGAUGCGAACAGCUUCUACAGAGCCUCAAGGAUGACGGCGGGGGUGUGUUGUUCAUCGACGAAGCUUACCAGUUGUCUUCGGGCAAUAGUCCUGGGGGCAAGGUCGUAUUAGACUAUCUACUUGCCGAGGUAGAGAACCUCCGCGGAAAAGUAUCGUUCGUCAUUGCUGGCUAUAACAAGCAGAUGGAAACAUUUUUUGCCCACAAUCCUGGGUUUCCCAGCCGGUUCCCGGUCCAAAUGAGGUUUCUUGACUAUUCAGACGGCGAGUUACUCCAAAUUCUCCAACGCCAAGUCGACCGCAAAUACAACGGCAACAUGGCUGUUGAAGACGGGCCUGAUGGCCUGUACUUUCGAAUAGCUUCUCGGCGACUUGGUCGGGGUCGAGACAGGGAGGGAUUUGGUAAUGCUCGUGCUGUAGAGAAUGCCGUGGCACAAAUGGAGAAGAGGCAAUCAAGAAGGCUUCGGAAAGAACGCCGGGCCGGUUCCAAACCAGACGAUUACCUUUUCACCAAGGAAGACAUUAUAGGUCCGGAGCCGUCUGCAACGUUGGCCAACUGCCAGGCAUGGCAGAGACUGAACGAGAUGAUUGGCCUCGCUGAAGUCAAGCAGGAGGUCAGGAUUCUGCUAGACUCACUCACGACAAAUUAUCAAAGAGAGCUUGCUGAAGAACCCCUCAUGUCCUUCUCCCUCAAUCGGGUUUUCGUCGGCUCGCCUGGAACUGGGAAGACAACCGUCGCCAAGCUGUACGGCCAGAUACUAGCGUCCUUGGGCAUGUUGUCGGACGGUGAGGUAGUUGCGAAGACGCCGGCCGACUUUAUCGGGUCAGUGCUGGGACAGUCCGAGGCACAAACCAAGGGUAUACUGGCGUCUACAAUAGGCAAAGUCCUUGUCAUUGAUGAGGCAUACGGACUUCAAGGUGCCGGGGGCACCGAGGGCUCGCAUUCAGCCGACCCAUAUAGGACUGCUGUCGUGGACACCAUUGUGGCCGAAGUUCAAAACGUGCCAGGCGAAGACAGGUGUGUUAUUCUUCUGGGUUACAAGGAACAAAUGGAAGAGAUGUUCCAAAAUGUCAACCCAGGCCUUGGUCGUCGCUUCGCCAUCGACUCGCCGUUCGUGUUCCACGACUUCGAUGAUGAAGCCCUCUCAAGAAUCCUAGACUUGAAGCUCAGAGACGGCGGAUUCAGGGCCACCAGCCAAGCCAAGAAAGUUGCGCUAGACAUUCUUGCUCGGGAGCGUAACCGCCCAAACUUUGGCAACGCCGGUGCCAUAGACAAUCUAUUGAGUAAAGCAAAAGCCGGUUACCAGAAGCGAACGUCUGCUGGAACAGCCGAAAGGAGCCAGCUGGAGUCCAUCGAUUUUGACGACGACUUCGACCGCAGGAGCGCAACUGACGUAGAGAAACUCUUUGCCGGGGACAUCGGACGCGAAAAGGUCGUUUCGCUCCUCAAGAAUAUCCAGGACAGAGUAAGGCAACUCAAGACCCUGGGAAUGGACAUCAACGAAGAAAUCCCGUUCAACUUUUUAUUCCGGGGGCCCCCAGGCACAGGAAAGACGAUGACGGCAAGAAAGUUCGGAAAGCUAUACUACGACAUGGGAUUCCUCAGCAAGGCGCAGGUGGUGGAGUGCUCAGCAACAGACCUCGUCGGCCAGUACGUGGGUCAGACCGGACCAAAGGUCCAGAAGGUUUUGAACAAUGCACUUGGGGAGGUCCUCUUCAUUGACGAGGCCUACCGACUUGCAGGACCGGGUUUCGCAAAGGAGGCUGUUGACGAGCUUGUGGACUCGGUCACAAAAGAGAAGUACAAAGGCAAGCUCAUCAUCAUCCUGGCAGGCUACGUCAAGGACAUCAAUAAUCUUUUGGCGGUAAACCCUGGGAUGACCAGCCGGUUUCCUGAGACGAUAGACUUUGAACCGCUGAGCGCCGAGGACUGCCUCAAGCUGCUCACGAGUUCGCUAGUCAAGAGGAAGGUUGAACUUGAGGGAAAGGGAAAGGUGCUAGACUUGUCUUGCUUGCAAUGUCCGUCCGACACGUUUGAAAGGGACAUUCUGGACCUGAUCCGAUCACUCACACGGGUCGAGGGAUGGGCCAGCGCGAGGGACGUAAAGCAGCUUGCCAAGGGCAUCUUUCGCAGUGUCGAUCUUUCUCUAGAGACACUGAAAGUCGGAGAGGAUCAUGUCGAAUACGAGCUUAGUAAGAUGCUCCGAGAACGGUCGCAGAUGGAACAAGAUUCUACAAUGGCAGACCAGAGCUUGGCCACGGCGAGCCCGCAACUGCGCAAUGGCCCACGGCCGCCCUCAACUUGCAAGGGUAACAUGUCUAUCGAAUCGCAGCAAGAAGAAGAAGAAGAAGAAGCCCAUGAGAGCCAGCCAGAUGACGUGGCUAUUGUUGAGCCUGACCCCGAAAUACUGGCUACCGAUCGUCUCGGGACUCGGGAUGCCGGCGUAAGUGACGAGGUUUGGGAACAGCUUCAACAAGAUUGGGCCGAGGGACAGCGCCGAGAAAAAGAGCACCGCGAGUUGAAGGCGGCGCAAAAGUCCGCCAGAGAUGCAGACCGGGAGCGUAUCGUGCGACAGCUACUAGAAGAGGAGAAGCGUCGGAAAGCAGAGGCAGCCAGGAAGGCGAAAUUGAUGGCUGCGGGAACAUGCCCCGUUGGCUAUCACUGGAUCAGACAAAGCAGGGGUUACAGAUGCGCCGGGGGCUCCCAUUUCAUGUCCGACGCGGAUGUCGAUGCGCUUUGA
This is a messenger RNA of Metarhizium album ARSEF 1941, 6660 nucleotides long. Its product is annotated as CbxX/CfqX. The coding region runs from base 1 to 6660 and encodes 2219 amino acids. The transcript is spliced from 5 exons. Lineage: Eukaryota; Fungi; Ascomycota; Sordariomycetes; Hypocreales; Clavicipitaceae. The record is from RefSeq and is a predicted model, not a curated record. Gene Ontology annotation, molecular function: ATP hydrolysis activity; ATP binding; helicase activity.